GCCUGGUUUCGCUGAGCAGCUGCUGCUGGAGAUGUUUGGAGAUUACAUCAGCAUUGGAAAAAAGGGGCAAAAAAAAAAAAAAAAAGGUCCAACUUCACAGAGACGGAGUUUAUGGAGUUUUUUCCCCCUUCCAAAGGUCUUCUGACAAUACUGUCAUUGUCAAUAUAAGAGUUGUUAAUUCUUUAUGAAUAGCACAUGGGGCCUCUUGACUAAAUAGUACGUUACAUGUCCCAAAUCUGUCAGCUGGACUCUUCUCUCACAUGCUAGUGAGAUCACUUUGAUUGGAAUGUUACAGGAAUUGCUGGGCUGGCCACGCAGAACUGAAUACUGCAUUAUAUAAUUAGAUCUCCCAGAGUAUUUUUUUUGCAUUACCUCAUUAUUCUAGCUUAAAUAUGGAAUCAGUCCUUUUGAUGAUUUUACUGGUUGUAAUUAUAUUAAUACGAUUCAUUUUGUGGUCCUGUCUUAGUGCUUAUAUAGAUUAUAAACUGUCCCGAAGGUUUCCUGACACAAGAAAAGAGGACUAAGAAACUUCAAAAGGCUCGUUCAGAUUUGAAUUGACAAUGGUGAGAACUGGAUAAGGUAAAUGGAGCUAGAGCAGGUUUUACCUUGGGAUUUGAUGAGAGAGAAAUGACCUGUUGAGACUGCAACUGAGUGAAGAUUCUUCAGAAAGCCUCAUGAUGACAGAGGGGAAAAAAAGAAAACUGAUUGAGUCAGAUGACUUCCUAUCAAACUCGGGCAUGAAUGUAUUGUUGGGAACAGACAUGUGGACUUUUGCCAAUUAAAUGAUCUGGACAAGCUGGAAGGAAUUCUAUUGCUGGUCAGUCCAAGUCUGCCAGCGGCCCAGUCUUGAUACGUGAAAUGUGAUGGCGUGCUGCCUGCUGGACUAACUGCUGGUCUGUACGUUAAGAUGUCAGCUGCACAGCCUGCCUGGAUGCAACAACUGACAGCGCCUGAAUGAAGCUGAAGAUUACUGGCCAAGCUCGGUGUCCACGUGCCAUGCUGUGGACUUGCAGGAGUGGAUUUUUACCUCAUUGGCUGAUUUGUUACCAAAUUCCUCGUGGUUCUUCCUGGUCAGUUGGAUCAGGAACUGACUGAAUGUUUUUAACUGACCAUAACCUGCUGAAUAUUCACAUUUCUUAGCAAGCCUUAUAUCUGAGUACCAGAAUAAGCUGGAAUAGUCUGUUCCAUGAAAAACAGAUCUGUGCCGCAGAGAUUGUCUGACAGACUCUAGCUGUGCUUCAGCAGCAAUGAGGGGUGGGGGCAUAUGACAGCACGGCAUGCAGUGAGUUUUGACUCCAAAGCCCUGCAAGGUACCUUCGUUUCUAGCCUUUAAUAAGGAGCUUACUAGGACACCAAAGGAUUUGACUACUUGCUACUACACAAUCCUUAGUGACUUUAAGAUUUUUUGGUUAACUCGUCUUGCAAAAUGAAAUAAGUUAUUCGAAGUGAAGUGUCUGCUUUCAAAUGGACAUUAUACUAAGUCAAACAUCCAAAAAUCUUACUGCCUAUACAACUCAAUUUAACAUCUGCCUUUAAAAACUGAAUUUUUCUACAGUAUAAGUAGGAAAAUUGUAAUCCCUCGCCUGGGAAAUGCAGUGUCCUUGGCCCAGUCACCUUUUAAAAAAAGAAAAAAAAGGUCCUUUUUGCAUUGAUAACUUUCUGCGUUGUGUAAAAGUGAAGGUUGCCACUUUAUAAACUGGCUUCUAUAUCUCUUGGUAGCUCACAUGAUGAUAUCAGAGUUCAGCCUAGGCAGAAACCUACAGCAUUCCCAUAAAGAGUUUCUGGCCCAUUCAUGACUCUCACACUCCUACGGGCUUGUCUCUGUAGUAACUGUUAAUCAGCCUUUAUCACUUUGUCUUUUGAAGCCUCCUAAAAUUCAGACAUGAGGGCUGGUAUGUUUAUGCUGUGGAACAGGGUAAAUGUCAGGUCAAUUGAUUUCAGCCUCAGAUUUUAUUUAUGGUGGAUGACCAAUCUACAAAACAGCCUGCAAUGCCUGAAGAUGCACGUCAUUGACUUGCAAUCUACCCAGAUGACAAUAAAUUAAAUGUAGAUGUAACUAAGCCCCUUGUCCAUUUCUGUGGUUCUUAAUUUUAAUGAUGAUUCAGUCCUUUUUUUUUGUCUCCCAACACCAGCAGAACACAAAGGGAAAGUGUAAUGUUGUCUACUUGAUGUGCAGACAUACCUCUAAUAGCAAGUAAUGGAAAAAUAGGCACAGUGAUCCAUUUUUCUUCUUUCAGUUAAUCAUCGCUACUCUUAGCUGUUGUAUGCAAAACAAAGCUUGUAGAUAAAUUGAUAGUGCCUUUAAGAAACAAGUCUUUUAAUCCUUUAUUGUAUUUUCAUAUUGUAUUUGACAGUGUCAUAUUCAUAUUAAUUGUGUAAAAAUGUGGAUGUAAUGAGAAAUGGUACAGGUGAAG
This is a messenger RNA of Harpia harpyja (harpy eagle), 2414 nucleotides long. RefSeq names its product small integral membrane protein 38 (gene SMIM38). NCBI's taxonomy places the organism in Eukaryota, Metazoa, Chordata, Aves, Accipitriformes, Accipitridae. The record is from RefSeq and is a predicted model, not a curated record. The coding region runs from base 393 to 524 and encodes 43 amino acids. The transcript has a single exon.